GUCCCUGGGUGGGGCGCUGCGCCCAGGGCGCACGGGAGGCGGUGCUGCUGGCUGGCUGGCUGGCUGGCUGCCUGCCUGGGCCGAGCCCCGCUUGGAGCCGGAGCUGGGCCGGAUGGGGGGCGAGCUGCCGCCGCCCCUGCCUCCCCGGGCCCCGAUCUUGCUCAUUUUGCUCAGCUUGGCCGCGGGGAGCGGCGGGGAGAAGUUCAACUUGCAGGAUCUACUCUCAGAAGAGCAGCACUGCUGUCUUGGAGAUCCCUGGCCGUUCCCCCAGCAGCAGCAAGCUGUGCCGGUGACUCUCCCGGGCUCCUUAGGUGGAUCCCCUUCCACCUUGAAGCCAGAGUUGGAGGUUGGCAGCAGCAGCAUUUGGGAGAGCAAAAUCAUUUGCAUGGACACCAAGAUUGUCUACAACUGGAGUGUUUCUACCAGUGGGCCCCACAGAGCCCUGUGUGCAGACAACGAGGACUGUUCUUCCCGGCUCUGGCCCCACAAGUUGAAGCGUGGAGAUGUUGCUUUCCUCUACCACCCCUGCACUCACCCUGUCCUCCGUCGCCAGCUGGCCCUGCUCGCCCGAGCCUGCCUGCCCCACCACGUCCUAGCCCCGCACAGUGGCCUCACACGGGAACAGCCCCUGGCGCUGGUGGGCUGGGGGGCUGCUCUGCACAUGGCGAAGGUGGAGCUGGCCCCGGCGGUGGCGUGGCUCAAGAGAGACGCCUGCAGGAGGCACUUGCGGCAUCCGUGGAGGGGCUGGUUUGUGCCAGCCAGAGAAGUGUGCCCAGUGGACAGAGUACAGGUUUUGCAAAGGCUCUUCCAGUGCUGGGAAGACCGAAUUCUCGGGAAGCAGAAGGCGCCAGAGAGGCAGAGGCAAGCCCUUGGGGUCCCACCCCAGCGCCCUCGUCGCCAUGCAUCCAGGAGCAGGAGGAAUGCAGCCCAAGGCAGCAUCGCACCCCCGCUGCCGGCCAAGGCCCAAACCGAGGACAGUCUGCACCCGGCAGAGCCCAGCGGAGGGCUCCUGCUUCCCCGGGACAUCAGUGGGCCUUCACGCCCAGCCCUUCCCAGUUGGGAAGCUGCAGCCCCCAAACCGGAAUGCAAGUGCCCAGACACAAGCAACGCACAAGAGCCGCAGCAGAAGGAAGUGACAGGGCAGCAGGCGGGGGCUCGCCGUGGACCCACCCAACGCACCGAAGAAGCUGCGUGGGCUGCCAGCGCCCUGACCUUCCUGCUGGUGGUGCUGACGCUGGCUGUCCUCUACACGCGUCUCCACCAGAAUUGUCGCCGCAGCCGGAGUCUCUACUGGACAGCGAGUGGCGAGGAAGGGCAGGAGACUGUGGCUGCGAUCCUCAAACGCCGUCUCCUGCCGGCCCAGGGCAGGCGCAAGAAAAGAUCACAGCGGCAGCAGCAAAGGCCGCUUCUCCCCACUGUGUCCAGGGACAGCUCAGAGUAAGCCCUGCAUAUUUGGAGAAGCAUCUGGUAUGUGAUCCCCGGUUGGACUGGGCUUGACCCACGGAUGGAGGCAAGAGAGGCCAUCAGUCUGGAAGCUAAAGCACUGCUCUUAGUCCUAGGAGGAGCUGGCUCCUUGCUUUGAUUAUUUGGUUUCGCUCCCAGUGCCGGGGAGGAUCCCUUGCAGUGGGUUGUGAUGCCCACUUGCUCCAUGAGACGGGCUCUUGUGAGCUUUAGCCUCUCAGCGUAACCUACUUCACAGGAUUGUUGUGAGGAGAAACUCAAGUACGUAGUAUGCCACUCUGGGCUCCUUGGAGGAAGAGCGAGAUAUAAAUGGAAAAAUAAAUACAUAAA
Hemicordylus capensis (graceful crag lizard) is the source of this 1791-nucleotide messenger RNA. RefSeq names its product tumor protein p53 inducible protein 13 (gene TP53I13). The coding region runs from base 113 to 1441 and encodes 442 amino acids. NCBI's taxonomy places the organism in Eukaryota, Metazoa, Chordata, Lepidosauria, Squamata, Cordylidae. The record is from RefSeq and is a predicted model, not a curated record. The transcript has 9 exons. Gene Ontology annotation, cellular component: cytoplasm.